This is a messenger RNA of Scylla paramamosain (green mud crab), 5418 nucleotides long. RefSeq names its product mitochondrial disaggregase-like. The transcript is spliced from 7 exons. Gene Ontology annotation, biological process: cellular response to heat. The record is from RefSeq and is a predicted model, not a curated record. Gene Ontology annotation, cellular component: mitochondrion; cytoplasm. Lineage: Eukaryota; Metazoa; Arthropoda; Malacostraca; Decapoda; Portunidae. Gene Ontology annotation, molecular function: ATP binding; ATP hydrolysis activity; protein binding. Bases 195 to 2174 code for a protein of 659 amino acids.
UCCAUGGCAGGAAGUUUCUCAAAUCUUCACAUUCUGUCCCACGCAUACCGCAUGUUGCGGUAUGUAGUAAAGUAGCAACUCCCGCAGCACACUGCAGUCCCACUGUGAAGAUUGACCCGACACUUUUGUUUACAUUCGGAAAGGCCCCGCGGUCGGCCGUAAUACGACUGCCGACACACCGAUUGCAUCAUACAAUGUUUGUUCGAAAGGUGUUGAGGGCUAUAAACAGGUUGUCGAAUUAUAAUUUCGAGAGCAGAAGAAGACUACCUUCGGUGCAUUCGCUGCUAAGAGACGAAUUAUUGGGAGGGAAAUGGAGAAUACCCUCGAGAAUACGGUCUUUCCUUGCUGUCACAUGGCAGGGAAACGCCAACACUUGCUUCAUCCUGGACGCGUUACCUAAGGUGCCUCACUUUGAUUAUGCGUAUACUCGGCACAGUUAUAUUGGUGCAGCUGAGGAAGGACACCGUGGAGAGAAGGAUGACGGGGGGACCACUGGGCAGGGGUGGCGAGGCCUGCCCUUCUCCUUUGCCCUGCUGGUCGCUGCCUGCUGGAACGGGACUCCUCAGCAGCUCAACGAACGUGAGUUCUUGCUGGCUGCCAUGGUGGGAAACAUUGAGAGAAUGAAGGAAUUUAUAAAAAAGGGAGUUGAUGUCAACUGUCAACAUCCAUAUGGUUGGAGAGCAAUUCAUGCUGCUGCCAUCAACAGUCGAUCACAGGCUGUCAAUUUCCUGCUGAGCCAAGGAGCAGACCCAAACCUGCCAGAUAACUUUUCAAAUAUAUUCCAGGUUGCUCGUGAGAACAGAACAUCCCCAGUGAAUGUGGAGGCCACUCGGGAAGGUGAGUUUAGUACACUGCUCAACCACAACCAGAUGUUCCGAGGGUGCACAGCCUUGCAUUAUGCUGUGCUGGCUCAUGACCAGGAAAGUGUUGGCUACCUCCUUGAGGCUGGUGCUAACCCCAUGUUGGUGAACGAGUACCACUUCAAGCCAGAAGAUUAUGCCAAGGACAUAGGCAUGAGGACAAUGAUGCAGAAAUAUUCUGAGAAGUAUCAGCAAAAGCAGCAGCAGCGAGAUAUGGAAGAGAGAAGAAAGUUCCCACUGGAACAGAGGAUCAAACAGCGCAUCAUUGGGCAGGAAGGGGCUAUAGCCACUGUGUGUGGAGCAAUUCGUCGCAAGGAGAAUGGCUGGUAUGAUGAAGAGCACCCACUUGUGUUCCUCUUUCUGGGCUCCUCUGGCAUUGGUAAGACAGAGCUGGCCAAACAGGUGGCUGAAUAUCUCCACAAAGGAAAGAGGGAUAGCUUCAUCAGGAUGGACAUGUCUGAAUACCAACAGAAGCAUGAAGUGGCCAAGUUCAUUGGGUCUCCUCCUGGCUACAUUGGACAUGAUGAUGGUGGGCAGCUAACCAAGAAGUUGAAGGCUUUCCCUAAUGCUGUAGUGCUGUUUGAUGAGGUGGAAAAGGCACACCCAGAUGUGCUCACUAUCCUUCUGCAGCUGUUUGAUGAAGGAAGGCUCACCGAUGGCAAAGGGAAAACCAUAGAGUGUAAGGAUGCCAUUUUCAUCAUGACAUCAAACCUGGCAAGUGAUGAAAUAGCAGAGUAUGGCAUGCAGCUGAGGGAAGAAGCUGAUCAGAUCAAUAAGCAACGCCUUGAGGGUGAGCCAGAUGACCUUGAGAUCACAGAGACCAUCACCAUAUCCCGGAGAUUUAAAGAGAAAAUUGUGAGGCCAAUCUUGAAGAACCACUUUCAGAGGGAUGAAUUUCUUGGGAGGAUAAAUGAGAUUGUAUACUUUGUUCCCUUUUCAAGACAAGAACUUUUGAAACUUGUGAAAGCUGAGUUGGAUAAGUGGGCUAAACAGGCAAAGGAAAAGCACAGCAUUGAGCUCAAGUGGGAUCCCAUGGUGCUUGAUGUCCUGGCUGAUGGCUACAAUGUGUAUUAUGGGGCUCGCUCCAUCAAGCAUGAGGUUGAGCGGCGUCUGGUGAACCAGCUGGCCAUGGCAUACGAGUGUGGCCACAUCACCCAGGACUGCACAGUUCUGGUAUAUACAAUCCUGCCCACAUCAGAGGAAGAGAAAGCCAAGCUGCAAGAUUCCCCAGCACCCAUCAAGAUUCGUGUUAAAAGGAAAGGAACGGAUAAGUUCACCGAUAUUGACCCAAGUGAACACUUGAAGUCACACUGAGAUUAAUUACAUGAAUUCUUUUUAUGUAGUUGCACAUUUGUGAAUUUCAUGUGUUCAGAAGGUACAUCCAGCCAGAGCAAGCACUAUGAUUAUAUAAUUAUGUUCAGAACCUGAUGGUGGAUGAAAAGGCACAAGGGUAAACAGUAAAAAAAUAUAUAAAUAAAUAAAAAAAAUAUAUAAUAAAUCACAAAUAAUUACUUUUGUAGGAAGGCAAGGUAUCAGAAACAAGAAGCAGUUAUUUCAUGCUGAAUGCUAACACUAGCCUGAUACUUGUGUUCCAGUCUAGAAAAGAGGUUGUAGCUAUAAGUGGAUAAGCUAAGCCUGCAUGAGCUGUCAAGCCCUAAUAUGAAGGACCAAGGAGCACAGAGACUGGCAGGAGAAUGUGAGUGAAGGUUAGUAUGCUGCCCCUUUUCUACCUCAACUGUGUGUCUCAGUUCCUUAUUGCCUCAUGGUUAUGGAUCUUUAUCACAGUAUAGUAUAUCAUGAUGUGUAUCCUGCUGAGGAUCAUUGAGGAUAGUCAACAAUAAAUAAAUUAACUGUAAAUAUGGCUGUGUAUGUACUUUAUUGAAUAUUCAUUUGAAGAAAAAAAAUGUAAUGGUUUAUAUAUCCAUUAGAUGAUAAUGUUUUGUGGGAUGAGACACCAAAACAAAGUCCAUACUUACAUUAUUUUAAAUAACACAAACACACACACCUCCAACUGUUAUAUAAGAGAAAGUCUUUAGAUCAGUUUAAGAUGUGUAUUUCAGCAAAAUCAUGUCUGCAGGAUUUAUGGGACAGAGUCAUGAAGCAGGCUUCACUUUUGUCAGUAGGGUUCUGCUUCAAGUAACUGAGCAAUUGAGGUCUUGUCCAGGACUCUAGGAUUCACGAGUGAGGUUCAUAGCAUAGUAAUAGAAAGUUGGGAAAGUAGUGGUGAUGGUGGUUGGGAGGGCAGUAGAGUAGAAGUUAUUGUGUAGCACUCAGUUUUUGCUCUCCAUACCUUGCACUUGUGAUGCCAGGGAGUGUGCUGAUUGCACAGCACAUGCCUUGCUGUGAGCCUACCUGAGUGGCAGUGUGUGCAGCUGUGCCACUUGGUGUCUCAUAGCUGGUGUGAGUGUUAGGACUGGAAGGUCUCAGGCCUGAGAUCAACAACAUUGAUCCCCAUACUUUCUUCUUCAUUAAAUGUUCAAAAUUUCUUUCCUAUACUUUUUCCACCACUUUGUUAUUUGCAAGAACUCCAUCUUUUUCUCUUCAUUUGCACACUCCUAUCUUUCUUUUCUUCCUAAAAUAGUUGGCAGUUCUUGUUGAAAUUUUCACCCAAUUACCUAACACUAUCCUUUUAAUUUUACCAACUCAUUCUCUUUUCCAUUCUAAGAUGUGUACUGUCAUUCUCCUUACUCUAAUUUCCUUUGAUAUAUUCUUUUGCAGUAUCUUCUCUUAUGCUCUCCUCUCUCUCUGCCUCAGCCAUCCACUAUACAUUUCCCACUUUUUCUAUAAAGCUUUCUUUAUUCAUUCUUCAUAGUCACUACACCUUUAGACACAUUACCUGUUAGCACUUGUCCUUUCUCCAACUUUCACCCUGGUUUCUUUGCUCUCGCAUAACUUCCUCCCUUAACUCCUUAGCCAUCUAUUGAAUAGCUAACACCUUACUUACCUUCCCUUUACCAUUCUCCUACCAUACUUUCUUCUAGUUCUUAUUUAAUCUUAACUAAAACAGCAGAGUGAUCUGAAUCUUUGAAUAUUAUUUUCAUUACCUUGGUAUCCAACACCCUUCUCAGUCUUAUCCACUACUAUAUAAUUAAUCAAACUUUUCUGCUUACCACCCUCAUCCCUCCUCCAUAUAUACUUGUUGAUCAACAUCUUUAAAAGUGUUUGCCAGGAACAACCUUUUUUUUCUACACAUAUGCCCACCACUUCAAUCUCAUCCACUCCAUUUGCAUGUUUUUCCAUUGCACUUGUCAACUAAUUUCUAGCCUUUCUACUCAUAUUUUCCAUAAAAGACUGUACUCCCUAUCUUCCAGGAAUACUCAUUCAUAACAUUCUAGAACUUUGUCUUUUCUCUCCUUUUUCCACUUACAUUUACUGCUGCAUUCAAUGAGAUUCACACAUAUUUCACUAUUCCUACCUUCCCUGUGCUUCUGUGGUGCAGUGAGUAGCAUGCCUGACUAUGAAUCUACAGGGAGUCAUUGCACAGUUUACCUAACUGUUCAUCUUUCCUUUGAGUUAGUUGAUAAAAGGGUAUCUGGAUAAACUUGGGAAGGUAAACUGUGGAAAUGCAGAUGUCACAGUGAUCCUGUGUUCUGGGUUAAGUGAUAUUAUCCACAGUAGGGUCAAGUGCCAGUGAGAUGGAGAGGAGCACUGAGGCCAUCCACAGCUCUGAUGUAUGACACUUCUGCCUUUUCCUUAUAUUUCCCAUUGCCUACACUAUUCUUGACUCUUUCACCUAUUUGCUUUUCUUUCCAUACCCUGGAGGACAUUACAUACAAAUGCACAUUUUUUUUUCCACUUCCUUUCAUUUCCCAUUCAUACCACACUAUAGUAUCUCCUCUUCCUAAUCCAUGCUAUGCUUCAUUUCAUCCUCCUUCAUGCAGUCCAUUACUUUACUACCUUUGAUGUGCAAUUUUUGUAUUGCUACAACAUUCAUUCUUCCUCUAGCAAAACUCUUCACUCCUUGCUUGUCUUUUGACGUCUAAUACUUUAAUUCCAUUAAUACUUAUAGGUUUAGGUAACCUGGAUAAAUUUCACUUAUCCCUCAGGAUGAAAUGGACUUCUUCUUUGCCUACAGCCUCCUUGCCCUCUCGACAAGCUGGCAGCUAGCAUAGUGUUCUUUCCAGAGGGAUGGACCAGGAGACUGUCUAUAAUACUGCUGCAAUUUUCUAAUUUGUGCCAAUAAAAACAAUAACAUUUAUCAAAAACAGUUAAAAAUAAAUAAAUAAAACAUAAAAUUCACAUUGUCGAUGGUCACAGCAAGUCUUUUGCCAUUUCAACACAGGGUGUAAUAACAAAGUGCACCUCACAAAGGUGAGGAUGUGAUGGCUUACCCUGCUAGUACGAGAAUAAUGAAGUACGAGUAGGUUUGAAAGAUGUGAGUUGGCCUCUAUUUUACCAUUGCAUUACACCAUUAAUACAUUUUAAAUAAAAACUUUUUGCUGUCGUUCAUUUGAUCUCAAUACAGAGAAAGUCCAAGACUAAUGGGAUGGCUCAGAAAAAUCUAUAAUUACAUACUGAACUGUAUUCAUAUAUAAAAAUACAAGAGAUGUGACUAUUU